This is a messenger RNA of Scleropages formosus (Asian bonytongue), 5915 nucleotides long. RefSeq names its product zinc finger protein, FOG family member 1 (gene zfpm1). Gene Ontology annotation, molecular function: RNA polymerase II-specific DNA-binding transcription factor binding. Lineage: Eukaryota; Metazoa; Chordata; Actinopteri; Osteoglossiformes; Osteoglossidae. Gene Ontology annotation, biological process: heart development; erythrocyte differentiation; negative regulation of transcription by RNA polymerase II. Gene Ontology annotation, cellular component: nucleus. The record is from RefSeq and is a predicted model, not a curated record. The transcript has 9 exons. Bases 439 to 4086 code for a protein of 1215 amino acids.
GCCCGGGGUGUGUGAGUGUUUGCCUUCCCAUUGACAACCGCACGGCUGGGCGAAAGCGAAUGAAAACGGACUGCGAACGCGAACAGAAAAAAAUCUUAACAUAAAUCUCAAGCCAUCUGAAGAAACGGCGAAAAGCGGGGGGAAGUAUCGCGCGCCGGCACAGCACGUCCUGCGUGACACCGACAGCUAAAAUCGGGCGAGAGAGGAGCGAGAGGGGGAACUCGCGCGCACAUCUAGAACAGCUGAGAGAGUAGUAGAACGAACGGCGCGCGCCCGCUGGUCCACAGGUAGCUGGUUAGCCCGCUCAGCUAACACACCGAGUAGUAAAAACAACAACAACAACAUUACGACACCAGAGUGCGGGACAUGCGGAUAUCUCCGGUGCGGGACACGGACGAGCUUUUCUCAUAGGUCUCCGCGGACGGACAGGGGGCAGCCAUGUCCAGAAGGAAACAGAGCAAACCGAGGCAGAUCAAACGAUCCAUGGGGGACCUGGAGGAAGGUGAGGAGAACCCACCCGACGAUUUGAGCCUGUCGGGGGAUGAAGGUGCUGCAUCAGAUCCAGAUGACUCUGUUGGAUGUGAUAGUGCCAGUCCUGUGUUCGCAUCGCUUUACAGUGAAGAGCCUCAGACGGAAGACUCUCCUGGUACCCCUGAUGAUGAAGAGGAGGACAAAGGUCCAACACUAAGUGCAGAUGAAGAAGAUCAAGAGGAAGAGAAGGUGGCGCCACGCUGGGAUGGUCCAGAGGCCCUGGGCUUGAGGGAUGAGGAGGACGGGACAGGGAAGGUUGUUGCGUGCCAGGACCUGGGUCACAGUACUGUGUGGGGACCAUACGCCGGGACAGUCCAGGUGGAGGACGCCGACAAGGAGCAGGAAGGAGAGCGACCCCGACUGACUCUUGCGAGCAAAGAUCCAGAGUGCUGGCUGCAGAAGCUGCCCCUCACGUCCAGCCUGACGGCAGCCAACUGCACCAUUUCCAGCCAGGGAGAGGAGCUCUUCUGUAAGGUGACCCGCGAGGUUCGCCAGGGGGAGAGCCUGUUGGCCACGUUGACCGAGCCCACGGCGGAGAAGGCGUCCCUCGCAGAGACGCGUGCCGUGUCCGUGAAGGAGGAGCCCGCCUAUCCGGCGGCCGUGCACCCGGAGUUCCAGCUGCUCCCUCAGCAGGCUGGGAUGGCUGCCAUCUUGGCCACAGCUGUAGUCAACAAAGACAUCUUCCCAUGCAAGGACUGUGGAAUCUGGUACCGCAGUGAGCGGAACCUGCAGGCCCAUCUCAUGUACUACUGCGCCAGCCGGCAGAAGCAGGGGGCAGGCUCGCCCCCCCAAGACAAGCCCAAGGACUCGUACCCCAACGAGCGCGUCUGCCCCUUCCCCCACUGCAAGAAGAGCUGCCCCAGUGCCAGCUCCCUGGAGAUUCACAUGCGCACGCACAGCGGUGAGGCGCGACGGGACCCCUCUCCAAGACCCACACUCCUAAUCCCGCCCUCAGAGAUCCGCAUAAACAGCGAGCGCCCCUUCGUCUGCCUCAUCUGCCUGUCGGCAUUCACCACCAAGGCCAACUGCGAGCGUCACCUGAAGGUGCACACGGACACGCUGAACGGCAUCUGUCACGGCUGCGGCUUCGUCUCCACAACCAGGGACAUCCUGUACAGCCACCUGGUCACGAGCCACAUGGUGUGCCAGCCCGGCUCACGCAGCGAGGUGUAUUCCCCUGGACCGGGCCUGCCUGCGCUGCCACAGGGAACAGGCAGAAGCCCUGUCGACUCGGGGAUUGUGCUGAAGUGUCAAGUGUGUGGCUUUGCGGCGGACUCGCCGGCGCUUCUCCAGCAGCACGUGCGCACCCACCUGGAAGUGAAGAGCCCCGCGUCACGUCAGAGCUCCCCCUCCACGGGACACUCGGAGCCCCAGCACCGGGAGCAGCAGGCGAGCGAGCCAAGGCCCGACUCCAGCAGCCCCGGGAGCCACGGGACAUCGGCCGCAGCGCAGGAAGGCAGCCCUAAUGUCUCCCCGGGGCCCCUGGCUGAUGUGAAUAUCAAAGAAGAGCCUCGAUCCGACUCGGAAAACGCGGGUGAGGAGCCGAGGGCCGGGAAUCCAACCUGUCAGGAGAACAAGGCGAAAGACGCGUCGUCUUGCACCUCCUCUCCCCGAAGUCCCCCAUCGGUGCAUGUAAAGACAGAGCUCCCAAGCCCCACUCCCGGCUCGAGCCCCGUGCACCUGAGCACGGGGGGGUCCGUGUUGCCGGGAGGUGCCGUCUUCCUGCCCCAGUAUAUGUUUGGCCCAGAGGCCACGAUCAUGCCCCAGGCUUCUGAGAUCCUGGCCAAGAUGUCAGAGAUGGUGCACAGCCGGCUGAAGCAGGGCCAGAGUCCCGGAAGCGUUCCGGCCUUCUGUGCAACCGGCUCUCCUGUCCAGAAGGGGGCGACGUGCUUUGAGUGCGAUAUCACUUUCAACAACGUGAACAACUUCUACGUUCACAAGAGACUGUAUUGUUCCAGCCGGCACCAGCAGGGAGACCUAGCUGGCUGCGCUCCCCUGGGGAAAGACCGACUUGUGGCUCCAGCUCCCCCUGCAGGGGUUGACUCGUCUCCGGGGGUUACGGGUAGCCAGGCCUCCACAGCCUUGCAAGGUGAUACGGAGCCGGACGGGGGCGGUGCUACAAGCAAUCCGAAACUUGUUGAGGUGAAGAGCGAGGACUCGGGGAUCAAGGACCCCACUUCUUCGGAGGGGGAGAGCGGCGGGCGGGCCAGCGAGGGCAGUCAGAGCCCAGGCGGCUCCGUGGAGGACACGGACGACGACCCCACUAGGACGUUCUGCCAGGCCUGUAACAUCCGUUUCAGUCGGCACGACAACUACAUGGUGCACAAGCGGUUUUACUGCGCCUCUCGCCACGACCCCUCCAACCAGCGGCCCCAUUCCAGCAAGGCUGCCUUUCUGCCGCAGCCCAUCCGCACUCGAAAGCGCAAGAAGAUGUACGAGAUAUACAUGGCCCGCAACGAGGUCCUGGCUUCCGUUAUUCCGGCUCCGGCUGCGGCCCCAGCGCCCGCUGCGAAGCAAGACCCCGUGCCCCCGCUGGGACCGUCGCCCCUGCCUGCCAGGCACCUGUCUGGCCCGUCGCCAAGUCCCAGCCCUGAGGGCGACGGCCCCAUUGACCUGAGUAAGAGGCCCCGCCUGCGGGAUGCCCCGAGAGCGGGCCUUCCUGCGCUGCCCCUCACCGACUACCACAAGUGCACCGCGUGCAGCAUCAGCUUCAACAGCAUCGAGAACUACCUGGGCCACAAGACCUUCUACUGCCCCGCCACGUCCCUGCAGCAGCGCUCCCUGGAGCAGCUCCAUCGGCUGAGGAGAUCUGCCUCGACCUCGCCCAAGUCCCGCCUUCCGGAGCGCACGGAUGCCAAGGACAGCAAGACGGACAACGCUGGCUCUGCGGCGCCCUUGUCCUUACAGCAUCCCGCCAUCACAAAGUCGCCCGGCUUGCCUGUCCCGCCAGGCGUCAAAGCGCAGGUGGCCCCCGCAGCCGCUCUCCCCGUCGUCUGCCCCUACUGCCCCCCGAAUGGGGUUGUGACCGGAGACCUGAUUGAGCAUUUCAAAACGGCCCAUGGGGUGGUCCUCACCCUGCAGCCAGCGCUGAGCCGCAAUGUCCCCGAGGACAGCGACCCGCAGUCCGCCCCCGUCAGCCCUAGUCUGAGCCCCAAGGACCCGCCCCCGGCCACGCCCCCACGCCUGGGCCCGCCCCCUCACAGGGAAAGCGUGAAUGGCCGGGUGAAGAGGGAGCCCGUCUCUCCGUCCUCUCCCGUCGUUAACGGAAGCCCCCCGGGACCCCCCAAGGGUGGGCUUUCCCCUCCGGCCGCCGCCCCCUUAGCCGUGUCGCCCGCCCCCGAAGCCACGCACCCGCAAACUGUGUCCCUGCUGCCGGACAAGGCGCCCCUCGCACACACCCACGGGGCCUCGAAGGCUGCGCUCAUCUCUCACCCUCUACAGAACGGCAACACGCGCUUCUGCCGCCUGUGCAACAUCAAGUUCAGCAGCCUGUCCACUUUCAUAGCUCACAAAAAGUACUACUGCUCGUCCCACAGCGCGGAGCACGUCAAGUGAGCGAGACUGAACUGCCGCCCCAGCCCGUCCUCAGCCGCUGGUCCUGCCACCGCUCGCACCCUAGGCUCUCGCCUCUGCCAACGGGGGGCAGGGGCUUUAAAGGCCAACGUUCACGAGGCACCCAGUUGCCAUUGGCUCCUCGAUGUUCCCGGUAUUGUUACUUUGGUAACUAACUACUUGUCAUGGGUCAACUUUUGAAUUGUACGAGAAGAUGAAAUCUGCUACCUGCACUCUGAGGUGCUACCUCUCUCUGCCUUCUCGGCUUUUGAGGGAAACCUCAUGUCUGACGUGUCACAUGGAAGUGUUUGGAUUGUGCAUUUAUCUGCUUAAUUUAGCUUGGCAAGCUUGUUUUAAUUGUUUUCUCAAACUAAAAUUGAAAUUAAUUAUUGGCAAAUUGAUGCAUUACUUGCCCAUGCUCUCCAUUGUCCUUUUCCAAAGCAGUUCCCCCUUAACAGCGCCCCCUAGCGGAACUGUGUGUUGUUAGCAAAUACAUUGACUUAGGUGUAUUUGGGUGAUAUACUGUAUGUUUUUGUUCAAACACUGGCUCUUUUUGUUAAAAUAAUUCUACAGAAUGACUGUUUUAGCCAAAUAAUGGCAAUGAAGCUGCAAUCAGUAGCAGAGAUCAUUACAAAAACAAUCUUUCCAGUCUGUUUAGUAUUUGGGAAGAGUGGGAAAAAAAAAUAAAAUAUUUAUAUUUGAGUCCUCACUGAUUUCCUGUGAGUGUAAACUACCUAGUUUAUUUCAGAAAAGAUUAUUUCUAUUUUUGGGUUUGUUUUUAUUUUUUUUUUUUUUUUUACCUUGCUUUUAUCUCAGUAUCUUAAAGUAUGUUUCUGAACAAUUACCAAGAAACAAACUUUAAUCUAAGCUGUCACCACUAAGAUAAAAGUGUGAUUUACUGUUAUUACACUGUCAAUGUUCUGCUCAGUGGAUAGGUGCAAAAAACACUUUUUUUUUUUUUCUUCUUCGAUCCUGUUUUGUUACAGCCGGUCGUGGUUUUUUUUGUCAUGUUUUCUGUAGUUUAAAUGUUUGCGAUGGACUGAUAAAAUCUCUCGUCUACAAUCACAGGAAACUCUAGUACUGGUACCACACCUUGCUCUCUGGUAUUAUAACUUGCUGAAGUGUCACAGCUUCCAAACUGGGUUGCAGCUAAACCUGUGCAGCCCCUCCUUUUAUUUCAGUUCUGCAGCUCCUUAAAAUAGUGUGAAGUAAACUAAAAUGUCAUAUGAAAUACGUUUAACAAAUUAUUAAUCAAGACAGGAGAUAUUUUUUCAGUUCAAGUGGCUAAACUACAGAUUAAAAUUUAUUUUUGGAUCCUUAAGCAAAACAUGCAUGAUUUUUGUUCAUGCUGUGCAAAAUGAAAAGUGCAAGAAGUAUUGACAAUGUGUCAGAUUUUUUUUUUUUUUUUUGGGGAAAAUACAUUAAAAUGCCUUAGGUCUAAGCUGUGGCCAUCAUGUCUGUGUCCAUCAUGUUCAUGGGUUUAGCCGUCAGCUCUCGGUAACCUUUUCUCAGAGCACACGCCUUCAGUGUGACCUAAAACAGUAGACACACUAAAUCAUAUUUUCACUUUCCCUUGCUUCAUACCCUGGUGUUUAAUCUCCAAAGAUUGACAUGUUCGAGAUGACUUCUACUGUUCAAACUGGAAACACAACUACGUACAAAUGUUUAUGAAGAAAAAGUGUUGAGAUUUUGUUUUUGCUUCAUUUUUGUUCUCAACAGGGCUGAAAUAUUUAUAUUUUAGACAGGAGUACCUGCAGAAAUGUGCUUUGUUAUUUUGAAUAGAAAGCAGUUUCAGCGGAUGUCAAAUGCAGAGGCACCAGUUCUGAAAAAAA